UUCGCUUUCGGGUCAAAUCUCCUGUAAUAAUCUCAAAAUGUUUUCAACCUAUGCGGUACUGUAUUGAUAAUACUGCUCUAUAUCGAAGGAAAAUUGCUACAAUAACAUUUCUAUAGAUAUCUGUAGCACGCUAAACUUGCAAUUACAUUAAGUGUGCGUAUAUUUGUAAGUGAUUGCACACGAUUCGUCGUCUUACAUUAUACAUACUUCGUACACUUUUGCAUUGAAUCGCUUUCACUGUUUCACAGUUUCAGCUGUUAAGGCCUUAAGGAUUACUAUGGACGCCACAAUCGAAAUAAGCGAUGUUGACGAAAUUACAAUCCCAAAGCGCAGUACACCUUUGUGGAUUCACAAGAGUCGCCUUCUCGUCGCGUUCCAGCAAUGGAAUCGUGUUAUUCAUCUGGGUUUUGUCGCAUUCGUGUUAUUGACUCUGUCACUUUUGAGAAGCUACGUGUUAUUUCCCUUUUUCAGAAAUAUUGUUAUACCAAAAGGGAAUGUCACUCUGCCGCAGUCGGGAUCGGGAGGGGAGUGGUAUCUCUUUGCGUUCUUUGUGCUGAUGAUUGGAAUUUUCUACAUAGUAUGCAUCACACUCUUUCCUGUUCUGGUUUUCAUCAACUUGAUCCAGUACGUCGUACGAAUCGAGCUCUGGCAGCGAACCGCAUCUUCGUGCCAUAAACUUUCGCAAUCAGAUGUGGCCUAUAUGACCAGUUGCUACAAGCUGACGCUGAAAUUCUCCCAAUAUUUCCGAUCUACAAUGCUGUGCGCAUACGCACUGUAUCCCGCGAUGCAUAUGUUCGGCGAAGUGUAUUUGAAUGCAGUUCUGUACUACAGCGACGGCGAGGGGUUUAUAUCCCCGGUGUGCGAGAGACCGCCAUACCUACAUUAUCUGAUACCCAUCAUCUGGAUCGAAGCUGCGCAUAUUUUUGUGACAUUUUACGGUGGAUGGGUGUCCGGUUCAUGGCAGAGAGAAAUUAUGUAUACCUGGUACCUCAAGUGGAUUGCCACAAAAAACAUGUCACCGGAUAUCCCAGAAAAUGGCACGGGUUACAAGGCUUUUCAAAUCAUAUUGAAGCGGCUGGACUCAGCACUGACCGAACACGGAUAGAAAGCGGCCAUCAGAUUAACGAGAAGACGAAAUUAAUCGAAUAAUUCGCAACAACUCUCCAAAUAAAUCAAACGGCAUGCUUCUACCGCGCUACAUCUGCAGGACGAGCGACAUGUCUGGGCUGGUUUAAUAUUAGUUCGGGUGUUACUGUAUUAUUAGCAUAGUGCUGGCAUAGCUGAAUUUUUGUGUGCACUGUGGCUGUGAAAUGCUAAUAAUGUGUUCGAGUUUUUACGAGUGCUUGAGGUACUGUAGUACUAGUAUGUUAUGUGUGUGAUUCGUAAUUCGUACCUACGACUUUCUUGCUUUUGAACACUAUGUAUGCGCAGUGAUCA
This is a messenger RNA of Paramacrobiotus metropolitanus, 1437 nucleotides long. RefSeq lists its product as uncharacterized. The record is from RefSeq and is a predicted model, not a curated record. NCBI's taxonomy places the organism in Eukaryota, Metazoa, Tardigrada, Eutardigrada, Parachela, Macrobiotidae. The transcript is spliced from 3 exons. The coding region runs from base 278 to 1105 and encodes 275 amino acids.